UGGUCAACUACGGAAGAAAGCUAGAGCAACUUCUCAUUUUUCUAUUGGCCUGCAGCGUGAUUUUAUUGUCGCUUUCGAAUGUGGCAAGAGAGAGACUUUCUUCAAACUCUGGAACGGGAAUGUGCCGCAGGAAACGCUGGAACGAGACCAGACCUGUCAGAAUCUAGAGUUCAAUCUCAGUGUCUACUUUGCCAUCUACCCAAUUAGGACAGGGGUGAACCCUUCUCACCGUCUCUCCCUUUCUCAUUCUUUCUUUUCAUCUCUCGCCCUCACGGUUCCAUAUUAUCUCGCUCUGAAAUUUACUCUAUCUUGCCAACUUUAGUGUUUUCAUCAUGCUCCAAACUUUCAUAUUCUCCCUCCAUUUUGCAUCGAAACCUCUUCUUUCCACCUGUCUCACACCAACAUUUUGUAUCUUUCCCUCCCUCUCUCCCCUCUCUCUCCUCAAGACGGGAGACAGAACGCGCUCCCUCCAUCAGUUCACUGGCUACCUCUCCACACGUAGCACAGUUCUCUCUAAGAAUCCCGAGCUGUCUGCAUACUGUGCUCUUCCCUACGUCCCUGAUCCCACAUCUCACCCUUCUUUCAAGAAACUCUUCACCGAGUCGUGGAGUUCAGAUCUGAAAUCUCGUCUCGUGCAUUUCCUGAAGCUUUUUCUGAAAGGAGGCUCCCAGCAGCCGGUGCUCCUCUCCCUCUACCUCACCAACAAAGUGUCCCCCACAUCAGAAGGCAGUGCACAAGAGGUUGUGCUGUUGAGAGAGCAGUUGGCAGAGAGCCGGAGACACUAUUCUGAACGGCUCGCCGAAAUACAGGACAGCUAUCACACUUUGGUCGGGAUAGCGCUGGAGCUGCUCGAUGCGCUAGAGGCUGCAAUAGCAGGACGACAGGUCACUCCAGAGAGCAUUCAGAACAUCUGUAGUCGGCUGUUCGGAAGUUCUCUGCCAGAUGCUGCAGCCUCUGGCGACAUCAGGCCUGGAACUGCCACCUCCAUCCUGCGACAGUCUGUCAUUUCCAUGAGAGACAAUAUACAGGCUCCAGUCAGUCUCCACACCUCGACCCCCAUCCCCUCCCCACUCCCCCCUCCCUCCCCGCCCUCCCCGGACUCACCAGACAACACCCUGACUCCGCCCAUCCUCACCGAGCAGACCUUGUCAAAAGCCACACCCCCUCCUCAUCUACAGCUCAAUUUCCACCGACUAAAAAGCACACUGCAGUCCAGCAAUGAUAGAAAGAAGGCUCUACUGCUGCAGGCUUUGAGAUGGAGGUUAACUCAAGCUCCGUCAGCCGAAGAGUCUCAUGCAGUGCUACAUGACUAUGUGGACAACGACUUUCUGGGCUGCUCAAAUGAAAACGACGCCUACCACAGUAAAGUGACGUCUUUCCUCCAAUCGUCGUCGCUGGUUCUCUGCGAGCAGUUUUGUCGUCUGUUGAACUCAGUGUCCUCGCUAUCCCAGGGUCGUAGCUACCUGGCCCAGAGCCAGGCGAUGGUGGCCGCUCUCUGCCAGCUUCUGACUGGAGUGAGCUGGGGAGGAGGAGAGGGGAGAGAGGGAGAGAUGGGGGGAGGGGUGGAGGGGAACAUUGGACGAAAUGCACUUGGAGCUGUUCAAAAACUGAGCCUAAAACGUCAUCUCCAGGGACUAAUGGUGGGGUGUGGCCUCCCUCAGUGGGUUGCCAUGGUAAUUGGCGGGGAGGGAGAGUCUCACCAGCCGAGCGACUACGUCCUGCGCUACGUCCUCGCUCUCCUCAUGAACCUCUCGCUGCGGAGCUCCGGGAGGGGGGCGUGUCUGGAGGCGGGGCCUCUUCUCCUACGGUCCCUCGGAGAGCUGCUCGAACACGAGGACGAAGAGAUCUGUUCGUAUGUGAAUGGGAUUCUGUACAGUCUUCUGUCACUCCCCCAACUGCAACAAGAGGCCAGAGCUAUGGGUAUGGGGGACAUGCUAACGUCAGCUCUCGAAGCAAGUCCUCCCGAACUGAAGAGCCAACUCCAUUACAUCAUUUCCAAACUCAACUCGGACACGCCCACUUCUACCACCACCACCAACGAGGACGAAGCUCCACCCACCGAUGACUUGGGGGACGAAGAUGAAGGAGGAGGAGAAGAAGAGGAAGAAGAAGAUGGUGAUGUCAUAGAGGGAGACGAGGAUGAGGUUGCCAUAGCAACCAGUGGACCCACGGGGGAGUCCCUACUCGCUCAAUAUGAGAUUUGUGACACGUCGACCCCGGAGGACCCGGAGGACCCGGAGGACCCGGAACCCACAGUCAAACCCUACACAAUGACAUCAUCGAAACAGGCUCUGUUCAAGAGGCCAGUGACCCCAAAUAGACACAUCAGUAAGACUUCAUCAGCAGUGAAUGCGGCAGUAUCAGACUACAGGGCAGGUGGAGCGUACAGCUCCAGGCAACUCUCUGCAAGAUAUAAAUGAACAUAAACGCUCACUUUUCGGUUACCCGAUCACUUGUAUUGCAUUUAACACUAGCGUAAGACUACCAUUCAAUUGUGUAACUGGAGAAUUUGGACUGCCAUAUAUAAGUUAUUUUGAGGUCCCGCUUGGGAUUGUAAAAUUAAGAAAUCUGCCCUGUUUGAGACAAAAUUUUGGGCAAAAAGCUUUAGUUUUUCGUGUCAUGAAUGUAUUAGGUGUGUAG
Geodia barretti is the source of this 2640-nucleotide messenger RNA. The record is from the annotation of a GenBank genome assembly. Lineage: Eukaryota; Metazoa; Porifera; Demospongiae; Tetractinellida; Geodiidae.